UCAGUUCAUCUCUGAAGAACAUCCUCUUCCUCCACAGACGCGCUUUCCGAGGUGACUUUGGAGACUUGUUGGAGUUUCUGCGUCUGUUUCCCUCAGAUCUCCUCAAACUGUGGAGAAAAGAUCUAGUUUCUUGUUUGGUUCCUCCUCCUGCUCCUCCUGCUGAAAGCUGAGCUCCUUCCGCCAGAUGUGCGCCCUGGACGCAGGGAAGCCAUGAGACCACCCAAAAACUAAAGUGAUGGCUGGUUGAUGGGGAGGAAUUCGAAUGUCAGCCGGGACAGUGGUCAUCGCAGGAGGAAUUCUGGCUACAGUCAUCCUAUUGACCAUCGUCGCUGUGUUGUGUUUAUGUAGGUUGCAGUAUUACUGCUGUAAGCCGGAGGAGUCAGAGAAGGGGGAAGACGAGGAACCAGAACUUUCCACCAUGUCACCUUCUCGACCCCUGGCUCUGUGUGCUCCUCCCACGCCUCCAACGCCGGAGCUCUACAGCGAAGAGCCCGAGUCGUACCCCCCCACCUUCCUCACCGAGGCCAAUGGGCCCUCCAGCCACUCCUCUCCUCCACUGCGGAGGUGCCAGCGAGUCCACGCCUUCUGCCCGUCCUGCGCCCGCUGCUCCCUGCCCUUCUACCUGCAGCAUCCGGAGCGACUGUGCAACGGAGGCCGCCGGAUCAGCUACCGGACUGUGCAGCAGCAGGACCUGGAGCUGCCCGUGGAUCUGGACAGCUUCUACCAGAAACUGAUCCGCUCCUACACCAUGAAGGAGGUGGUGAGCCACAGCGUGAGCACCGACGUCUAAGCAAAGCCUGCUGGCUCUUUAUGUGGGCUGGAUGGAGGCCUGCAGCUGGGAGCCACAGCUGGAGCAGCUUCUGACCAGAGCCUGUCCUUCAAAAUGAUCAUGCAUAACAAAUAUAUCUUUGCCAGACUGCUAAAUGAGUGGGUUACCUCAGAUAUGAACAGCAUUCUAAGCAGACUUCAGAUAGAUUGGCUUUCUUCCAGAGCUCAGUAGAGGAGGUCGGUGUUGGUUGUGGAGCUCAUCCUAUCAGAUCCAUCACAGGGAGCUGUUAAAUUAAAAACUCCAUCAAAGAUUGUUGAAAUAUGUGAAAUUCAGCAGUUCAUCUGGAGAUGAAUUUAUAGAAAUUUCUCUAAAGCGUAAAACUACUAUUAAAAUGUUUGUUUUUUUUCCCUCGCUAAGCUGAAAAAAUGCUUAAUUAUUAGAAUUCCAAAAAGAGAAAAUUAAAAACAAUCCACUGGACUUUGUUUAAAGACGUUUCGC
Cyprinodon variegatus (sheepshead minnow) is the source of this 1267-nucleotide messenger RNA. RefSeq names its product protein FAM163B-like. The transcript has 3 exons. The coding region runs from base 263 to 790 and encodes 175 amino acids. The record is from RefSeq and is a predicted model, not a curated record. Lineage: Eukaryota; Metazoa; Chordata; Actinopteri; Cyprinodontiformes; Cyprinodontidae.